This is a messenger RNA of Knipowitschia caucasica, 2238 nucleotides long. Lineage: Eukaryota; Metazoa; Chordata; Actinopteri; Gobiiformes; Gobiidae. The record is from the annotation of a GenBank genome assembly.
AUGAGGCGCAGUUUAGCCCCGAGUCAGAUGGCGAAGAGGGUUAAGCGAGAGGAGGACGAUCCGGAGUGGACAGAGGAGCGGAGUCCAGACAGGAAGGCUCUGACCUCACUGAUGACCUCACAGAUGACCUCACUGAUGACCUCACAGAUGACAUCACCGUCCAGCGCCAAAGAUCACGAGCACUUCAUUGCCAGCAUCCUGUCCAGACCCUUUAAGGUCCCGAUCGCAAACUACUCGGGUCCUCUGGGUCUGCGCGCGCUCGGACUGAAGCGCGGCGGACCCAGACGCGCGCUCCAUGACCCGUUUGCAGAGGGCGCGCUGGUUCUGUACACACCACCUCAGCUCAGCGCGCACCAGCAGCUGCACGCCGACAAGGACAAGAUGGAGGUGCACGUGGUGGUCGACCCGCUCCUCGCCAACGUGCUGCGGCCGCACCAGCGCGAAGGCGUGCGCUUCCUGUGGCAGUGCGUGUGCGGGCGCCGUGUGGCGGGCUCGUACGGCUGCAUCAUGGCCGACGACAUGGGGCUGGGGAAGACGCUCCAGUGCAUCGCUCUGCUCUGGACCCUGCUGCGGCAAAGUCCCACCGGGAAACCACACAUCCAGACCGCCAUCGUGGUGUCACCCUCCAGCCUGGUGCGCAACUGGUACAACGAGGUGGUGAAGUGGUUGGGCUCUCGUGUCAAUCCUCAGGCCAUCGAUGGCGGCUCUAAAGCUGACAUAGAUGCUCAGAUUUCUCGUUUCCUGUCUCAGCGUGGCGUCCGCGUGGCCACGCCCCUCCUCAUUAUCUCCUAUGAGACGUUUAGACUCCACGCCACGGCCCUGCACCGCGGAUCAGUGGGACUCAUCAUCUGUGACGAGGGACACAGACUGAAGAACGCAGACAACCAGACCUACCAGGCCCUGAACGCCAUGAAAGCACAGGGACGAGUGCUCAUCUCAGGGACCCCGAUCCAGAACGACCUGCUGGAGUACUUCAGCCUGGUGCACUUUGUGAACGCCGGGAUCCUGGGCACUGCCACCGACUUCAAGAAGCGUUUUGAGACUCCAAUUCUCAAGAGCCGGGACGCGGACGCCAGCGACAAGGAGCGCGCGGCCGGAGCAGAGAAGCUAACCGAGCUAAUCACCAUCGUCAACCGCUGCCUCAUCAGGAGAACCUCCGACAUCCUGUCCAAGUACCUCCCCGAGAAGGUCGAGCAGGUGGUGUGCUGCCGGCUCACUCCCCUCCAGACACGCCUCUACGAACACUUCCUGCAGCAGAACAACCCGGUGGAAAAACUACAGGACGAGAAGAUCAACGUGUCGUCUCUGUCCUCCAUCACCACACUGAAGAAACUGUGCAACCACCCAGCGCUGGUCUACGACAAGUGUGUGAGCGGAGAGAGAGGCUUUAGAGGUGCGCUGGACCUCUUCCCCUCGUCCUUCGACCCUCGCUGCCCUCAGCCUCAGCUCUCCGGUAAGAUGCUGGUUCUGGACCUGAUCCUGGCCUUCACCAAAAGCACCACGAGCGACAAAGUGGUGCUGGUGUCCAACUACACGCAGACGCUCGACCUGCUGGAGGUGCUGUUCCGCAACAGGAAGUACACGUACGUGCGACUGGACGGAGCCAUGUCCAUCAAGAAGAGAGCCAAGAUGGUGGAGCGCUUCAACCGGCCGGACAGCGGGGACUUCAUCUUCAUGUUGAGCAGUAAAGCUGGGGGCUGUGGCCUCAACCUGAUCGGCGCAAACCGUCUGGUGAUGUUCGACCCGGACUGGAACCCGGCCAACGACGAGCAGGCCAUGGCACGGGUUUGGAGGGACGGCCAGAAGAAGAGCUGCUUCAUCUACCGCCUGCUGUCCACCGGGACCAUCGAGGAGAAGAUCUUGCAGCGGCAGAGCCACAAGAAGGGGCUGAGCAGCGCCGUCGUGGACCAGAAGGGGCCGAGCAGUGCCACAGGAGAGGCCCAGGCUGAGGUCCAGGCUGAGGUCCAGGCAGACACGCUCUUCUCUCUGGGGGAGCUGCGUGAACUCUUCAGCCUGAACCAGAACACGGUCAGCGACACGCACGAGCGCCUCAAGUGCCGGCGCUGUGUGAACGGGGCCCAGGUGCAGCGCCCCCCUCUGGACGCAGACUGUAACAGCAGCCUCGCACACUGGCACCACACCACCCAAAGGAAACACCUCAGCGACCAUGUGCUCAAGAUGUCCUGGGAGCCCGCGGUCAGCUUUGUGUUCCACCAGCAGGCGCACAUCAAGGACUGA